ACACACAAACAAACACUCUUUGAAAUCAAAUAUUUUUGAUCUUCCCAUGGUGGAUAUGAUGUGAUUUACCAAGGGCAGAUAGCAGUGUCUUCAGCUAUCUAAGGAGUUAGGUUUUUUAGUGUUACUCUUCAUGUGUUUGAACCAAAAGGGACUAUAGAGGGAAGUUUUAUCCAUGCUUUAGGAUGUGAAGCGAUCUGGAGAAGUGAAGCAAGCAGGCUUCUGGCUUCUUCUGGUGGUGUCUGAAUCUUCUCCCAUCAUUUAAUCUGUGACUUUUUAGCACCUGAGUGGCUUUUGUGACUAAUAAUUUAACUAAUCUUUGUUGUAAAAAUAAAGUCUUUGGGGGAAAAAAAACCUAAGUUUGUUUCUUGUCGUUCUUCCAAAUGCAUAGACCACACGGGUAAUUUAUUAUGAACAGCAGCUCUGGUAUGAGUAAUGGGGUCUUUUGCCUAGUUAAGAGCAAACUUUGGACUCACUAUUGGUGGCACUAAGGUUUACCUCUGGCCUUUAUAAAUGCUUACCAUCCGUGCUUUUGUCCCUACAUGUACAGUGAUACUAAGUAUGUACUUCACUGAGUUGUUAAGGAUUAAAUGAAUUCAUGUGGGUAGAGUGUCAGGCACAUAAGAUAAUUAGUAUUGAAGUUUUAAAUACCUGGAAGAGCCAUCACCUCCCUGCCUGCAACCUCCCACCCUCCCACCAGCCCCUACACCUGGAUACUGAGAAAAUUGAAUUCAAGAAAUCUUUAAGCGACUGGAGAGAUGACUCAGUGGUUAAGAGCACUGGCUGUUCUUUUAGAGGUCCUGGCUUCGUUUCCCAGUAACCACAUGGUGGCUAAUAUCUAUCUCUAGUGCUAAUAUCUCAACUCUCUCUUCUGGUCUCCUUGGGUAUGUGAGACACAGGAGUGGUAAAUCUAUGUGCAAACACUCGUACACAUAAAAUAUAUAGUCCUAAAAGAAAUCUUCAAUUAUAUGUGUUAAAGACAUCUCUCCAUUCCCCAACUAUAUGUCUUAAAGCAUUUUUUUAUUUGAAGCAUUGUGUAUUUGUGUUUUUCACAGGUCACACGGGUAAUUUAUUAUGAACAGUUUUAAACUAGCCAUCUUACUACAGUAGUACCACAUCAUGUGCAUCUGUGGACUGAGAGGCAGCCUUCAUGGAAAGACACUGCUGAUCCUGUAACAUGGAGGAUUGUCUUCAUACCUCAUCUGAGAAUCUGUCCAAAUUGGUCAGCUGGGCCCACAGCCAUGGGACCAUUUGCAGCCUCAUUCCAAACCUGAAACAUUUGCUUUCUGAAGGUUCCCAUGGGAACCUGACUGCAAUGUGGGGCUGUAGUGCUGGCCAUGCUUACCACUGGCCACUAACAGCUACUUGCAGAGCUGGGUCCCAAGAGAGGGUUUGUUUCCAGGACAACCGAAGUUUUAAUUCUGAUAGUCCCAGUAUAAUUGGGGUGCCUUCUGAGACACAGACUAGCCCCGUGGAAAGAUACCCUGGGAGACCUGUGAAGGCAAAGCUGGACUGUAACCGUACCAGAGACUCUUGUGACUUCUCUUACUGCAGUGAGCCCUCUGAACUGGAUGAAGCUGUUGAGGAGUAUGAAGACGAAAACACACUGUUUGACAUGGUUUGCGAGUCUUCUGUUACAGAUGAGGACAGUGACUUUGAACCCCAAACUCAGAGACCUCAAAGCAUUGCUCGAAAAAGGCCAGGAAUUGUCCCAUCUUCCAUCCAUUCAGGUUCCCAGGGACAGAUGGUUGAUGAGUGCAGUAAUGAUGUCAUCAUCAAGAAAAUCAAGCAAGAGAUUCCAGAAGAUUAUUACAUUGUGGCAAAUGCAGAGCUUACUGGAGGAGUGGAUGGACCAGCCCUUUCAUUGACACAGAUGGCAAAGCCCAAGCUUCAAACUCAUGCUGGUCCCUCCUGUGUAGGGUCUGCUAAACUGAUUCCCCAUGUAACAUCUGCCAUCAGUGCGGAGCUAGACCCACACAUUAUGUCAGCAUCCCCCUCUGUGAUCUCCAGACCAAUCAUCCCAAAGACUGCUAGGGUAUCUCUGGCUUCACCAAACAGAGGACCCCCUGGUGCUCAUGGCACUGCCCACCAGGUGACCAUGCAGAUGCCUGUGAGCACAUCACAUCCUAACAAACAGAUCAGUAUCCCUUUGUCUGCCCUUCAGCUGCCUGGACAGGAUGAGCAGGUUGUUUCUGAGGAGUUCCUGCCCCAUUUGCCUAGCCAAGUCUCAUCUUGUGAGGUAGCCCUUUCUCCCUCGGUUAACACAGAGCCUGAAGUGAGCUCCAGUCAACAGCAGCCCCCCAUUGCUCCAACCAUAACCACUGAAGCCACCGCACAGUGCAUUCCAGACCAGGAUGAAAGAGCAGCUGAGCUCAGCAGGGAGCAGAAUGAGAAAACCAUCCGGAGCACUCAGACUGCGCUCCGCAAUUUCCCUUAUUCUACUAAACUGAACAAAUUUCCUGUAUUUAAUAUUAAUGAUGACUUGAAUGAUCUGUGUACCAGUGCAGUGAGCCCAAACACCACCAAAGCCACGAGGUAUGCCCUAAAUGUGUGGCGCUACUGGUGCAUGACCAACGGGCUCAAAGACCACACGGACAUCACCAAGAUCCCUGCAGUGAAGUUGAAUGAGCUGCUUGAGAACUUUUAUGUCACUGUCAAGAAGAGUGAUGGCUCAGACUUCCUGGCUACCUCACUUCAUGCCAUUCGCCGUGGCCUGGACCGCAUCCUGAAGAAUGCAGGUGUGGGCUUUUCCAUCACCAGCAGCACUUUCAGCUCUUCCACCAAGAAACUCAAGGAGAAGCUGUGGGUUCUGAGUAAGGCAGGGAUGUCGGGGGCCCGUUCUCGCAAUAUUGUCUACUUCUCCCUUUCUGAUGAGGAGGAGAUGUGGCAGGCGGGGUGUCUAGGGGACGACAGCCCUAUUACUCUCCUGUCCACAGUGGUCAAGUACAACAGCCAAUAUCUGAAUAUGAGGACGCUGCAGGAGCAUGCAGAUCUGAUGUAUGGUGACAUCGAGUUGCUCAAAGACCCACAGAACCAGCCCUACUUUGCCCGGACAGACAGUGUCAAGCGAGAGAGCCGCAGUGGUUCUACUAGAGUGUGUCAUGGGAAAAUCUACCAUGAGCAUUCCAGGGGACACAAACAGUGCCCUUACUGCCUCCUCUACAAGUACAUGUACAUCCACCGGCCACCUACCCAAAUGGAUGCCAAGUCUCCCUUCUACCUUACAGCCAGGAAGGAGGCCACAGACAUGGGCAAUGUGUGGUAUGAAGAGCAGAGGAUGGGGCUGCGGUCCCUCCGGGGAAUUGUCCCCAAUUUAGCCAGAAAGGUCAAGCUGGACAACUGUGAGAACUUCACUUUCGUCUCAUUCACUCAGGUCUCCAGGCGGCUUAGCUCCCAUAGCUGCUGCCAGUGAACCCUCCAAGGCCAGGCCACUGUCCCACCUACUCACGUAGGAGACUUCCCUCAUGUGGCCAUGGCCAGAGUCAUCAGCAAGCAGGUUCUGAGGCAACAGAGAAUGACAUCUUCACUCCGAGAUCCAGCUGGCCUCCAUUACUGCAGCAGGCCAUUCCUUAGACUUGAAAUUCACUUUUACAUAAAAGUAGAUGACUGAAUAAUUUGGAUGUUCUAUCUAAAUGUGUGACACCUUGUUAAAUCUUAGAAUCUAACACAAUAUAUAAUUACUAUAUACAAGAGUAAAGAAAUUCAUUUUAUCUAUCUAGUGCCUUUUUAGCACAGGUUUUCUUGGGGAAAAAAUGUUUUAAGUAAUUACUUUAAAAAUAUCCAGUAGCCCAGUAGCUUUAGAAUGGUAUAGAAUUAUAUACAUUUUGUUGGGUUUCUUUUACAUAGGGACCUAGAGCAAGAGAGGCAGACAUUAGAGAAAAAUUGCACUCAACAUCCUUUAUGUUUUGUUGGUGGGUACUCUGCCAGGGUGGCAGGGCUGCUCACCGAGAUAAAAGAAACAUUUCCACUGUGCUGAUGAUAGAGACAGUUUGGUGAAACAAAGAUUAAUAUUCUGAAAGGGUGUUUCUGAGACGCCAUCUGCAAUGGACUCAAUGGUCUGCACCGUGAGGGUUUCUAGUAGUGACAGGGGGACUUGGAAAGCCACCUGUGACCCAAAUGUGAAAACCUGAAGCAGAAGUGCCUGCAUCUGUCUGAGUUCUCCACACUGUGAGAGCACUUGCUGUUUGGACUUUGUUUUGUUUUGUUUUAAUCUGUUUUUCACAUCAUGCAAUUGUCAUGUUGGCAAGAGUCCCUGGACAUGUAAGACUAGCAGUAAUGCUCAUGCUUAACUAGGAAAAUCAACAAAGUAAGCCACAAAGAAAACAAAUUCCCAAUUUAUUAAGGAUCCUGGAAAUCUUCUGUGGGUUGGCACUAGUGCUCGGGACACCGAUUUAGGCCACCUACCAGGUAAGCAAAACAGCAUUGAGGACAUGGUGACCAAGUGAGAGGAUCACCAUAGGUUAGUCAUGCAUUGUCAAAUCAUUUCACAUGAAUAAAACUCAAUCUGACCUUGUGUUAUUUAAACAGCAGAAUUUCCUAGUAACUACUCUGAAUACAAGUGUUUAAAAAAGGAGCCCAAAGAGUGCUAAUUAGUAGUAGUAGUUUCUACUCUACUUUCUAUUCAAGGGAAGACUGCUUUCAUUUGUACCAUUAUGUUCUCAUGUGUGCUUUCUGAUCCCAAAUUAAAACCCCAGUGCAGGUUCACACUGCACGAGUCCUUAAAAUAGUCAUUUUUUCCAAAGCACUGUUUAAUUUUUAUUUAAAGUUGCCGUUUUAAAGUCACUCAUUAAUCACUGAGGUAUGUGACACUUUACCAGAGAAGACUCAACCAAUGCUGCCUUAAGGACUCAUGUUGUUUCUUUUCUAGUGAGUACAUGGUUAUAGUUCUGUUCACUAGGCAACCUUCCCUGGGUGGUGAUGAGUUUUAGUAGCUCCUUCGAUGUGUAAAUAACACGAAACUAAUAAUGUGUUUGACUUGACUUGACCCUGUGUAUUGGUCUGUAGUGGCUUCCAAUCGUGAUUUUAGGGUUUUGGUUUAGAAGAGAUGGACAAGCUAGGUGUGGUGGCCCCACGCCUUUAAUCCUAGCACUUGGGAGGCAGAGGCAGGCGGAUAUCUGUAAGGCCAGCCUUGUCUACAAAGCUGGUGCCAGGACUACACAGAGAAACCCUUUCUCAGGGGGAAAGGAAGAAGAAGAGAUAGUCACAAAAUGUUAGGUCAGUCUGCUUUAGUUUGCUAAACACCCAAAGGUCAUUUAUUUGUGGGAAGCAAACAGUCAUCUUGUCACUUCUGCAUGUAUCAUGGAGACAUGACUUGUAUGACCAAGUUGCAGAGCUUGCAGCUUCAUUUCUAAUACCUUCAUUUUUGUUUUAAAUAGAUUCAAAAUGUUGUCUUUAGCUAUACUGGGAUCUUUCCAAUUUUAACAUUUCCAACAGUAGCAAUAACUGACCAUGUGUUGUCAAUAUUCCUGUUAACUGGGACUGUGCAAUAUUCCUGUUAACUGGGACUGUGCAGCCUUUGAAUAAGCAUCCCUGCCUCAGUUCACAGCCUGUCACCGGUUUGAUGCAUUGUAAGUUCUUAGAAUUCUGAAGUGAACAGUUAUACUAAAACCUCAGGGGUCAGACCUUCAGUUACACCUAAUGGCAUGAGAAUUUUUCUAAGUUAUGUUGCUUUGGGUCAUGGGAAUGAGAAAGAACACACUUGCAUCAAGGGCUACCGUGCGCCAUGUACAACUUUACUGUGUACUUGUGCAGAUAUGUCUAUGUGAAACACACUUUAAAUCAACAUGUGGUAAAGCUGGGUGAGGCCACUGGCAUGCCAAAGUAGUUGUGUGCCCUGAUGGCCAUGCUCUGGAAGAGGACCAAGAGCUGAGGUUCAAAUGAAGGAGUUGUUCUCUUCCAAGCAGUUAUUUGCCAUCUCCACAGGAAAUGUAAUCUGCCUUUGGUUUAAGCAGGAGAAAGGAGAAUUCCAGAAGGGAUAGGGCAAGUUACAGGCACUUUCCCACCUCACCAUUGGGUCUCUGUGCACCAGAGUUGGGUGGUUACCCAGAACUUUCAGUCUGAGCUGGGGCAGUAGCUCAGCAGCAGAAUGCUUGCCUGGCAUGUGUAAGGCUUGGGUUCUGUUCCCAACACUAAAGAAAUCAAUUCUUUCACCAGUUCACUAGUUCACCCCAAUGCAAGUUGUCUCUGGGCCCUGCAUGAGGAAAGUUGCCACAGCACCUUUUGUAUUGCUGUAAGGGAAGCUGAGGUAAGCAUGGUGGCUUACACCUGCAGUGUGAGCCUCAGGAGACUGAGGCAAGAAGAUUGCUGUGAGUUCUGGGCCAACCUAGGCUAUCAUAGCCAUCUUGGGUGAGACCCUGUUCUGAAAAACUUAAAAUUAGAGGACUAGAGAUGGUUCAGCUAUUGAGAUCAUUGUCUGCUCUUCAGAGGACUUGGGCUUGAUUCCUGACACCCACAUGUUGGUUCACAACAUCUGUAAACUCUAGUCCCUGGGGAUGUGACACCCUCUUUGGCCCUCAUGAGCACCAGGCAUGAACACAGUGCACAGGCAUCCAUGCAGCUAAAACACCCACACAUGGAAACAAUAAAUAAAAGGAGUUGUACUGUUACCUCCCCAGAGCCUAUGGACCUCUCUCCGGGGAAUGGUUUGCCGGGUAACAGGUUGUUAUCCUGAUUUUGGAGACCCAGUUGGACAAGAAGAGUUUAACAUACAGCUGUAUCUUAGGCAAGCAAUGGACUGUUGUUGUUGUUGUUAAAACUUUUAGUAACAUGGUAUCACUCAUCUUCUCCAUUGUGGAGAUUCUCUUCUGUACUUUUUAAACUUGAAGAGGAAACCAAACCUGAUCAUCUGGUCAGAUGAACACACUCAAGCCUAUGAAGUCUACCUCCAGCACAACCAAGCCUGAUACCUCACACACAAGCAAAAAUGAGAGAAAGAAGACCAGGAGUCUCCAGAGGCUUUACAGAAAGUACUUGCAUUGUUUUCUAUAUUUUCAAACAAAUACUGUAUCCAACCAAAGCUGUGAAAGAAAUGGUCUCUUUGGUCAUGUGGCCCAGUCCCUUUUCCUUGGAUUUUAUUCUGAUUAGUCAGCUCAGACCCAUAUAUGAAGUUUGAAAAAAUGUGAAAUUCUGUUACUUUUUUACAUUAGUUCAGUCUUAUUAAAAGCACUAAGCAUUUCAGCAUAUUCAUAGACACAGUCAUUAAGAGACACAGUCAUUAAGAUCUGAACAAGAAAGUAUUUAUGUGGACAUGAAAUGCCCCGACAGAUCCUGGGGCAUUCCUUCACCACUCACUCGGGCAGCUUCUGCUGGCACCCCUACAGCUCUGCAGUGAUCUCAGUGGGCUGACUCAUCGCCAGCUAACAGGCUAUACUGCUAAUCUAGCAUUUCUCAGUACACUAGCAUGUCUUCUUGGGAAUUACGCUUUUUCUUAAACUUUCAAGUUUCAAACCUUCUAAAAUUAUUUUACCUCUAGACAACAGAAUGCUAUUUUUGUCAGUUUAAGCUAACAGUGGCCAUAUUGUAACCAUUUAAAUGAACAAAAUGGCUAAAAGAUCAUCCUUAUAGGUAUUUAUCACUUUAUUGCUUUUGUGAGACAUUGACUGAAAAAAAAAAAGUUGAACUUGUUGAACUUGGAGCGCGUGACUUCAGGCAUGGAUGAAUCCACACAGUAAGACCUCACAGAAGCUGGCUCAUCCUAGACGAACUCCACUCUAGUCUGAGUUGCCACUGUACUUGUUUUGGAACUAAGAGACAGCUGUGAACAGAACAUAGUCAAAAUUUCAAAUGUGUGGACCCUUUAUAUUUCACUUCUAAACAAAAAUUCAAUUCCCUCUGUCAAAAGAAAAAUAUUCCAUUGUUUAAGCAUUGGUCCUAAGUAAAGAUCUUUGUUGAAUUCC
Messenger RNA from Cricetulus griseus (Chinese hamster), 7892 nucleotides. Lineage: Eukaryota; Metazoa; Chordata; Mammalia; Rodentia; Cricetidae. The record is from RefSeq and is a predicted model, not a curated record.